AUGCUCGACUCGACAUGGUUGAGGAUACAGAGGCUGCUGUCGUUCAUGACGGUGCUGAUGGCGGUUUGCUGUUCCACACAAGUGGAUGCAGGUGAGGAACCGACCACCGUAGCAUCAAAUCUCCUCAUGUGUUGCCUUCGUCUCACUUUUUGUCUUCCCGGUCUGUUGUUGCAGGCACUGUUCAGGCGGGUAGCGGCGGCUUCUCUGCGUCGUUCGACGGAACAAGGUCCAGACGCCCAUAUGGAUGUAUGUAUGCCCUAUCUAUUCAUUCAGACAAGGCGUCCAUCAACAACACGAAUGCACAUCGUGCCUGCAUCUUUCUGUGUUGUGUGUCGUGUGCCUUUGGAUUAUGGCAGAUAUCUGAGUGGUCUGCACAGCGGGUCAUGGUCCGUGACGAACCUGACACUGGCUUUAUGGCUUUGGCCAUCGGCAGCGACGCCCACACAGAGGUGGGGAAGAAUGGAAGAGGGAUUUUGCAGUGGCCUUUCAAGUGUAUGGUGCAAUGCAGAUGGGUGAUAUACAGAGGAUCCGGCUCAAGUCAGCUGAGUUUCGGGCUGCAGCUCACCUAUUUAGGCAGCCCUACCUUCUCCUUCCAGCCUGUGGUAAGCACCUGAACGCACACGGGUCCAUAGAAUCCCCUCUCUCGUCUGCCUGUCUAUUUCCACAGCUGUACAUCAGCGACCCGUCCGGCACGAGAUGGCAUGCCAUCCCCUCUCCACUGCCCCUCCCGUCCGCGCAGUGGACCCACAUCGCGGCAAGCGUAUCACUCGCAGCCAACCGUAUCAGCAUCUUCACCAACGGCACCCUCACACACGAGCCCUCACUCCCAGGCUCGUAUGCUGGUGGCCGCCGGGCGGGCGGACGAUUACUAAUUGGGGCUGGUUUGGCGAGCGACGGGUCUAUUGAUGCCUCGAUGGGCUACCGGGGAGAGAUGGACGAGAUCGCAGUUUGGUCUCGCGUGUUGACGGCCGACGAGAUCUCCGCUCUUGCGUGGAAGAGCCGGCCGUUGAUGGACGAUGCCUCGCUUCUCAUGUUCCUUGCCCUGGACGAGGGAGGUGGCAAUGUGGCGCGAGAUGCGGCCUCCUCUUCCCGCAUGUACUUGCAAGGCACCAGCGGAUGGGCCCUGUCCACUGCACCGGCCUACAGCCGGCCCAGUCUCCCUCUGAACACUGCUGUCAUCACCUCACUGGACGCAUCUUGGGACGGCACGGGGGCUCCAUCCUUCCGCCACCGGCUGGUGUCUCCGCCGCCGUCGCUGUCGAUCACGUCGGUCCCCGAUUGCCGAAAUCCCCACAGCGACACCAACACACCAAUCGGGGGCUCGGCAUUCCUGCCUGCCGACAGCUCAUGCAUCUCCCUUCGUCUCGACGACCAAACGACUUCCCUCGGGUACCGAGAGAUCGACCUGCGCUAUGUGACCUACACGAAUGGCGAUGGGAGUGAGGGCAUUGUCACACUCGUGUCGGACCCGUUUAUGGGAAGCUACAACGUGACUGAGACGCGUGAGGUGGGCGGAAGAGUGGCGCGCGCAGGAAGUAAUGUGGUGGCUGCGGGCAUGUGGACUGAUGGAGGCAGCUCAGGAGAGAGCUCGGCAUACUCGAGCGGGUGGGCGACUUGAUGAAUGCGCAUAUAUUGGCUGCUCGUGUUUGGUUUGCUUUAUGUCAGGUUUCCCCGUUUGUAUGGCGUGUCUCCAUCGAUCAUUGUCCUUGACGAUGACACCGAGGGCUACCGCACCCUGACCCUCACCGGCGCUGACCUCUUCCACCCCCUCGCGUCCACCAGCUGUCUCCUCUUCACCUCCAUCCCUCCAGCACCAACCUACGCAUCACCUGAAUCGCCCCUCGACACCCACAUGCCCCUUCUAUCGCUCUCCGUCAACCAAACGGGGCCUUCCCUCCUCACUUGUGGCUUCCCCACCAUGACCCCUGGACUCAGCGGCGCGACACGUCUCUGGAUCGCUCUGAAGACUGACCUGAUGGGCGAGGCGCGUUUGUCGAACGCCUUGUCGAUCGGUGUGGUCUCACUCGGUGUGGGCGGUCCUUUCCCUCUGGCGACUCUGCUGCCGUCGUCUUCACCGAUCGAGGGCUCGUAUGUCGGAGGAUGGUCGAGGGCGUUUCAGGUGUCGCCGACGGCCGAUUUCCCACUAAAGUGUGUGUGGGGCGGGCCAUCUGCACACGGGGGGACGUCUCUUGUGGCUGCUGGAGCGGAGUCCUCCGUCUGUUCUGCCCCUCCCAGCAGGGCGCUGCAGCCCAAGUCGGCGUCAUCUCUGCUGAUCACCCCCGAUGUAAUGACUGGAGACGUGAGUGGCCAUUCAGUCUCUUAUCGGUCGUCCAGUGAACUCGACGUUGUAUCGAUCUCUCCCGCUGGCGGCUACGGCGGGGAGCUGGCGACCAUCACUGGGCGAGGCUUCUCUGCUUUUGACAACGUCGCGUGUCUGUUCGGGCCCAUCACCACAGCAGCCACACAAUAUGGCGAUGACACCAUCACCUGUCGGGUGCCAGCGUCAGCCGCCAUCCCAUCAGAGGCACUGCUGCCCCCUCCGGCCCUUCCAUCCCUCAACGUCGGGCUUCUCCUCGACUCGUCGCAGCCCUUUUAUGGCACGCAGACACCCCUUAUUUUCUAUCUGCUGACUAGACGUCCCCCAUACUCUGUCACGGGGCUGCCACUGGGCAGCCAGGAGGGAUUCGCUUGGCCAUUCCCCCGAGUGACAUUGGCUUAUCCAUCUCUGGCGUCUGGGGAUGUGGGUGUGGUGGUGAGGCUGGCAGCGGGGCCAUUCACCAUCGCUAACGCGCCGACUGUGGCUUGCGAUCUCGGAGGCAUCACCGGUGAGCUGAUAGUACACAAGUGAGAGAGUGAGAGACGCGACCAUCUAUCUGUUUGUCCCAGCCACUGGUGCUCCGUUGUGGUCAUCAAGCACCCCCUCCACCGACCCCCACUUUCCCCCUUCCUACCUGUGCUCAUUCCCCAUAUCGACCCUGGCCAACAGUGCGACAGCUCAUGCCGCAGGCGCACCUCUAUCCCUGCAAGUUAACUCUGUCGCCGUGCCCUUCAUCUAUCGGCUGUAUCCUGCUGUGUCGUCCGUGAGUCGUGUGAGUCACCCGAUAUUCGCUCUGAGCGGUGUGCCGCUGACACAUGUGCUGUCACGACCACUGAGGGGCGAUGAGGCGCCCUGGUGCUCCAUGGACACAGGUGAUGACUGCCUUACCGGAAAAACCACCAGGAGAAAUAGACAAUGAUUGUGUGCCUUGUGUGUUCUUGUUGGUAUACAGGGCCCAACUCGCUUGUCGGCUUCCUCCCUCCUCUGUCCCGGUGGCUCUACACAUGUAGCUCUCAGCCAUUCCUGUCAUCGCCGCCGUCAGCCGCCACCACAUCCAUCUCGGCCCUCCCUCCCCUACCACCAGCAUCUGUGGCCUCGUCCCACCCGCACUCAUACCCGCCACUCGCCACCACCACCCUCAUCGCCACACCGAAGAUCGUUGCGUCGUAUCCUGCAGAGGGGCCUGCCAUGGGAGGCACUUUGGUCACCCUGACGGGCGAGAACUUCCCUCUGUCAUCUGUCACGUCCAUGUAUUGCCUGUUUGGCGCGGCGGGGAAGGUCAAGGCGACUGUUGUGUCAUCCAUAGUGGCGUCUUGUGUGGCCCCUCCCUCCCCGCUUGUUGGCCUGGCUGUGAGGCUGCGAGUCGGCAUCGGCACUGGAGAGAUCGGCGGGGAGGCGGUGAUGGCCGUCACGGACACGGCGUCUUCGUUUCUCUUUCGUGAGGAGCCGUCAAUGUGGCAGGUGGUUCCGACAUACGGGCUGGUCAGUGGGGCUGAGGCGGUGUCUCUGUGUCCUGAACGGCCAGUGGCGCUUGGUGUGGCUGACAGCUGGACAAUCCACUGCCGAUUUCGGUCGACUGUUGUCACUGGCCAUGUGGCAGUGUCGGAUGGAUGCCUCGUGUGCAUCACCCCAGCAUGGACACACAGUGAGACGGUCACGCUUUCCCUAUCUGUCGAGACAUCCCUCGCCGCCCCCCCAGCUGCCCUCAGCCUGACCAUCCCCUCUUCCGCCUCAUUCGUCACAACCACCACCUUCGAGUACCACACCGCCCCACAAGUGGAGGUAUCACCAACACGCCUGAUCGCCACUACGAUGCAAAACAUGACAGCAGUGAUCCGGGGGCUGCCGACAGGACUCGUCGCCACCCAGCAGAUGGACAGCAGCCAGUGGACCGCCCGCAUGACUGUCGGUGGCACCGUUCACGAGACUAUGGGCUCUGUGAGAGUGCUGGGCGAGGCCUCAGUGGAGGUAGCGUGGCUUGUGCCGAUGCUGAUUGGGUCUGGCACAUGCACAGUAGAAGUGUCGCGGGAUGGCGGUGUGUGGUACAGUGGGGGCUCGGUGGUCGUCAUGGCAUCAGUCGGUGUGCUAGCGAUCGAGCCAGAUUUGUUGUUCGCUCCUGGUGGAGUGGAUGGAGCCGACGUGGAGAGAAUCACUGUGACAGCCAACCUGCCGACGUCGCCAAGUCUGGUAAGAGGUCAUUCACGUGAGUGUGGUGUUAUUUCUCUGCAUGUUUCAUUAUGAUAGGACGGACUGCUAUGCGAAUGGACAAACACCGAUGGCUCCACCGAAGUCACCACAGCCGACCUCCUCAGCGCCACACAGCUCUCUUGUCGGCUGCCCCCUCUAUCUCUCAGCCCACCUUCCACCAGCAGCGGCUCGGUGUCUCUCGAAGUGUCGCUGCACUUUGAUGGAACUGAUGUAGGGGUGUGGGUGAAGGCUCUCACUCAAGCGAUCACAAUUCCUGUUGCUGCAAGGCCGAGCAUGGUUGCCGUGUCUCCGUCGCAAGCGCUGCCUGGACAUAGUGAUGACAAAGUGAGCUGGAGGGGAAGCUUUGCAGACAGGGUACACAUGGUCUCUCCCUUCUUUUGCAGGCGUACGUGAGUUUUCGGCUCAGCCCGCCGCUGCCGGCCUCCCUGCCUGGCCCUUACCUCUGCUGGUUUCGCCCUCUAUCUCCCUUAUCCAAUGCCACCGACGCAUCAGGCCCCUGGCUGGCCGCAACAGCCACGUACGACACAUCUGUAGCCCCUGAUGGCCACCGGUUCUUCACCUGCCCCCUACCGGAUGGCGCGGCAGCCGCAGGGACGACACUGUGGGUCACAUUCGGCCUCGUCUCACCCGCUCCAUCUGACGUCUCUCGCUAUUACACGGCGUCGAACAGCUUCCCGGUCGUAGUGGCUUCGUCGCGUCCUGACAGUGUAUCUUUCCUGGACGCCGUGGUGCCCAUCGAGCUCAUGGUGGCCUCUCUCAGCGGAGUCAUGCUGGUGACAUCCAGCGAUAUUGGUGUCGGUACACUCGUCAGCUGCCGUCUUCGGUGGCUGGGUGAGCCGGAGUCGGAGGGCGUCUUGGUGGAUGGAGUGGCCAUCGCACCAUCCCUUGUGCACUGUCGACUUGACGGAUCCACACUUGUGGAAAGGGUUUCUACCAGCAACCAGGAGAUGACCCUCAAGGCCACCCUGUCGAUGACACUGGCACCCAAGGCCCGUAACGAGGCGACAGAGGCCGUCGCCCCCACACAAGGCCUCAUCGGCGAGAGCACUGCCGCGGUCCGGCCUGCCCCUCGGAUGGAUGCAGGGCAAAAUGCGGCUGUGUGGCUGCCGAUCGGAGAUGGAGGACAGGGCUGGGUGGACGUGUCUCUUUCGGACUCAUCGUCUGCGUGCACGCCAAGCACUUGCUGGUGCCAUUGGGUAGCUUACGUCGGCGGUGAACAAGAUGGGGCCACCGUUGACGUCCUUUCGGUGAUGACAGACAUUGCCACGGGCAAGCAGAUUGUGAGAUGCCGAUUGCCGCAUACCUCGCGCCGCCUGUCGAUAUCGUCACCUUCGACCUAUUCCCUCACGGUCGUCGCGUCCCCCCUCGUCUCACCCGCAACACACAGCCAGACGUUUGCCGCCGUCUCUAUCACUCCCACCCUUGAUGGCCUUACGGCCUCACUGAGAUGGCCGAGCACGCACCAUGCUGACAUGGACGGGAGCUCGCUGCCGUCCCUGGAUCCGGAGCUGAUUGUCAAGGGCUAUGCCGGUGUUCCUCAGUCGCCAUCUGGUCUUGAAUGCGUCAUUGGGACGCCAUGGGGGACAGUCUCUCAGACGCUGCGUUGGAAAGGGCCUUCUGAGCUGUCGUGUGGAUCCCUCCCGUGGCCUCCGCAGUCAGCCGAUCACACAAUGACCACCGCCGUGCCGAGUGAUCGGAUUCACGUCAUGAUUCGGGGCGUUGGGAGCGACCAAGGACUUAUGGUGCUCCACAUGACACCUAUGCAUCUGCAGUGGGCUUUGCCUGUACCUGUGGAGGCCCUCACUGCAUCGCCACUGCUGGGCACAGCCACAAGUGGGGGUCAGUGGCAGGUGGCGGACACGUCCUCUGAGCCGCUACUCUCGACGUAUCUGACGACGCUAACCGGCGAGUUUGGCGCCAGCGGCCACGGCAUGGCCGAUGCCUUCUGCCGGUCUCUCUGCCAAGGGACAUCAGUGCAGUCGAUGUCUCUGAUGGCGCUUUGCGGCUCUUCUGCGUAUGCUUGCAACCUGGCGUCCGUCUGUCAGUCCAGGAUGCUCGUAGGGUCACUGGAUCUGUCGAUCAGCCCUCCUUCCGACAACUCCCUCAGCAUCACGGCAGUGGUCCCCUCGUCUGUCUUUGCUCUGGACAAUACAAACCUCUCACUGACGAUCGAAGGCGGCCAGGAGACGAAACAGGUGGCGAGCCAGGCCACAGCACAAUGGCAGUGUCUCUUCGUACCCCAGAGUGCGACGGCAGCCGGACAGAUCAUCGCGGACGUGUCUCCGGUCAUUGAAGGAGAGUCCACCUGCAGCAGCGCCACAUCCUGCCGGCUGAAGGUGCAAUGUCAGGCUCGGCUGCUCGAGGGCCAGUAUCUACCCCAUCUUGUGCGCAAGCCUUCCAUCAUCCCAGGCUUAUUCAACGCCUCAUCGAUGACCGGCCUGUCAGCCAUUCUUCCUGCUGUGACCACUGUUUUGACCGUCAAGGAGAGACGCCGACUGACGAUCGACGAGACCGUUCCCGUGCUGCAAAGGACCGAGGGCUUAACGUCUGUGUCUUUGGGACAGGCAGCGGUUGAUUUGGCGCUGUCUGCAUCUCUUGCCGACGUCUUUGAUGCAACCGAGGCCGUGACGUGUCAGUUCUUCCAAAGUGGGGACGCCUUCUUGCCCUCAUUGGAGGUGCAGGGCACCGUGUCUCGGCACCAAGGGCUGAUCCGCUGCCUCCUGCCGUCCGUCGAUGCCCUUCAACAAGGCACCAAGACGGGCGCCCGUCUUACCUUUGCUGGGCUAACAACAUGGACGGUGGUCGUGUGCAGCACCCGUCAUGGGAGAUGCCUUAAUGACGCUUAUGGCCGCAUGGUCAUCUUAGACCCAUAUGAAGGAUCAUCUGUCGUCCCGGCUGCGCCUGUGGCCGUCUUGGAUGCAGCGGAGAGCCUGUAUUCCCCUCUGUAUGCGCGCCUGGCCUCUCACAUGCCUUCAUACGGCACCCUGCCGUGGCUGCAGCACUUUGACAAGAGGGUUCCAUGCCGGCUGAUUGCAGCUGAUGGGCAGGGAGAGAGGACACUCACCAGUACGUGGCUGACUAGAGACAUGGUGCAAUGCAGCUCUGAUGGAGCCAGGGCGUCAUCGAUUGCAGAAAGGACUGUGACGCUGAGCGUCGGGUCACCAUCAUGGCAGGGGCCAGAUGUGUCCAUGACACUCUAUCGGGUGCCCUCGUCUGCAGUUACGGCAAUGUCGAUCCGUGUCGUCCGUUCCGCUGGAAGCGAUGUGGCCUUGACAGCGUCUUAUCGGGGUCAGACGAAUGCUGUUGUCAAGGCCAUCUUCACCAUUGAAGGCAUCAGCAGCACGAGUAUUGAGGCUUUGCCCCUUCAAUGUUUGGUCGACGGCGUGCUGGUGGGCACUCCACUGCUCGUGGAUAGGACUGCUGUACCCGCAUCGCCUAUCUAUGAGGUUGUCUGCCCAAUCGAGGGCACAUUCGCGUCAUUCCGAGCACGGCUAAGCCUGUCUGUGGCUCUGGCUCUCGGCCCUGGUGUGAGUGGGAUCCUUUCCGAGCUCGAUUUGAGCAAUCCACCAGCGUAUCUGCUGGGCCAUCUGGACUCUUUCAUCCAUCUGCCACUACUGGACAGAAGUGCCACAGACGCCUUCACCGCCGCAGCCACCUCUCUGCACGCUCAGCCUUCGCUCAUGUCAAAAGGGGCCGGAGACAUGCGUGUCGAGCUGACAGACCUGUCUGCAUUGGACGCUACUGGCGCAGCCAUGCCCUUCAACCCCCAGGCACUGCUGUGUGUGUGGCGGGCAGCAGCAUCGGAUGGGCCCCUCUUCGUCUCCAGCACUGCAAGCGGGAGAGAGGGGCGGGCGGAGUGCACUCUGCCGACUCCACUCGUGGGCGUUGAUACGGGCGUCGUGAUGGUGUCUCUUGCACGAGCCAUGGACACCGUGACGGGAGGAAUGGCCAGCGAGAAUGUGGCGAUCACACCAGACAUUCUGGCCGAGAUCCAUGUCAUCUCUACAGCUCCCGCAUCCCUGAGAGUCAAGAUCAUCGACCAGCUGCACGUCUGGAACACCAAUGUCUUCUUGACGGGCUCCGCCUCACUCGUGCUAGAUCUCCCCGCCUCCAUGUCUUCCCUUCCGCCCUUCCAGUGUCUCUUUGCGGCCAACAAAAUCUCCUGUGUGCCCGCGACAAACGGCCCACUUGGACCCCCGCUCCGCAGCUGUCUUGUCCCACCCAGUAUCGGUGCAGGCCAGACGUCAGUGAGUCUCCUGGAUGGAAGCGAACAUGGUCUGGUCACUACGGAUGGAGACGCUGUCGCAGGUGAAAUCAAACUAUGGUCACCGAGCAUUCUGAGCGGCACUGGCGACACCCUCAGUGUCUCGUCGCGUGGCUCGCUUAUGGUGUCGUCCGUGGCGUCCUUGCAGUUGGACACUUCAUCUUUCCCUCCGCUCGAGUGGCAAGGUCUCUUCCGUGUCGAGUGCACUGGAGAAGUCUCGCCCACCAUUCUGGCGCCCACAGCCAGCGCGACCAGCCAUGACAUCACCUUCGCCACACUCUCUCCCCUGCCGAUCGGUGAGCAAUGCGAUGUGCAAAUAUCGCCAGACGGCCUAUCCUUCCACCCAACGGGCGACUUCACAACGAACGCGGUGUCCCUAUCCGUCCAUGCGCGCCUUCCAGCAUUGUCUGUCACAUCUGUGUCGCCGCCACUGAUGUUCAUCUCUUCAUCGGCCAGUGGGCCGACGAUUGUUGUCGACGGCGGGGGCUUCGGCAGCAGUGCGUCGUCAUGGCCAGGGGGCCUCUUCUGCCGCAUUCAGGACAUCACCUGGCCCGCCACGUGGGUCAGCGCCACUCAGCUCACCUGUCCCCAUCCCAGUGCCGUUGCUCAUGGUCUCAGCGAGAGGGCGAUUGAGACGUUGCCCUUCUCUAUUGUGAGCUCUUUCGACAGUGAGGGUGCCGACGCGCCGCUUCAUCUGCAGUGGAUGGCGGCACCCACGUGCGUGGAUUUCUUUCCUGAGACAGCUCUUAGUAACAUGGCUACUCGUGUCUCUGUCACGCUGUCGGCCACCAUGUGGGGCUACCCUCCCCAGAUACGGCUGAAGGACACCUCCAGUGGUCUGCCUGCUUUCUCAUGGCUCUCCGGCUGCAUGACGGCGGCAGACACGUCAGCCAAUCUGCUGGACUGCAAGCUGCCUUCGGUCGCCACGGGGACGUACACUAUUCAGCUGACAUUCACGGCAGGCGAGCACGUCAUGGAGUGCGCAACGGCUCUUGAGGUGCUGGACAGCUCUACUGCACUGGUAUCGACACUUUCCCCGCCCCCCCUGAGCGACCCAAUACCGCACACAAUCACGCCCAACUCUGCUGGAUCGUGGCUUGCCGGUGAACCGCUCCACUGCUUUGUGGGAGGCAAGCCUGUGUCCUCCCACGUUCGGUUUCUCCCUCCCAACCUGGCACUCGAUUGCCAUCCGCUCGCAGCCACCUACUUUUUCCUCUCGACAGCCGAGCUUGAUGUGGUGGUCCGCAAGGGACGUAACGGUGAGGUCACGACGCUCAGCUCGAUGACCAACACCUUUGCAGAGGUGCCGAGGCUGCUCAGCGUGACACCGCCUUUCAUGUUUGCGGAUCCUACGGCGCCCAUUACUGUGAGAGGUCGCGAUCUCAGCAGCUCGUUUCUGUGCAGAGACGGCGAUAAGGCCGAGCCCCUGGUCGUCGAUGUGACCACUAGUGGACGCAGAGGCGUGUGCACCAUCACUAACCCCGCUGUGGGAGACGUGUCUCUCUCCCUGAUCAGCCAGCAGAGCACAGCACACAGCGGCAUCGAGGCCACGUCUGCGUCAUCCAGCCCCUUCACCCCUUCCAUCCAAGUGGUCGCCGCGCCCACACUGAUGGACGCGUUUCCCCUGGCAGUCAUCGAUGACACUGACACCUACUGGCACAUCGACAUUUACGCAUCAGGAGUACCCCAGCUGCCGCUAGAUCCCGUCUGCAAGAUCGGAUCACUGGUGGUUGGUGGACUGUGGCUGGACGAGGCGACCAUGCGGUGUGUGGUGGAUGUCUCGAGCCUCGCUGGAAUCGGCAGCUAUACAGUACAGGUGUCCUUCGACCGGCAAGUGGAUCUUCGGGUGCCGCGGGACCUUGUUGUCACAAGUGGGCCGACCACCAGCCCAACAGGCGCCCGUGUGCUGCAGUAUACCUCACUCGCGUCUUACGUCAGCUCUCUCAGAGCCCUCGCCAGCACGCCGUCCUUUUUCCCAUGGACCGAGCCCCUCCCUGCUUCUGUCUCGCCUGACACCACCCUUCUCUGCGAGCAGGUCGCCCAGCUGACGACAGACGAGCCGGCGACUGGGACCUUGCCGUCUGUAGCGUCGAGAGUGCUGUUGCUGCACUCCAGCCUUACUCCUUACGACGAGAACGCCAACAGUGGCAGCGCUUCAUGUGCCCUCUCUAUCCCGACUGCAUUUCUCGUGUCGACGUCAUACGUUCGUCUGCAUUCCUUUAUCGCGGGGCCGGUGACAGGGUUCUUGCAGCUGCCGUCGAGACACAUCACACCGCCGCGGCUCGUCAGUGUCGUACCUUCAUCUGUUCCAACGAGUGGAGGCAUAACCCUCACCGUGACGGGGGAGGCUUUCGACCUGGCGAUGCCCUACCCGUCCUGCUACUUUUGCGACGGGCAGGUGACGGCAGCAACGGUGACCAGCGCAACAACCCUGGAGUGCGCGUCUCCUGUCAUUCCGAGCGUGGAGCCUCUAUGUCUGUAUGUUGCCUACGGCCAAGAGGCGGCCCUGCCUCCCACUGACCGCAACCUCUUGUGGCUUCACCCUACACCCAGCCCCAUUAUCACGGCAAUCGCCCCUGAGGGAGGCGUGGGGGGCACUAACGUGGAAGUGCUCGUCACCCUCGACAGCUCGCUGCCAUCGUAUGGGCUGGGAAUGUCUCUGAGUCUGCUCCUGGAAUCACUGGGUACGGGAGCAACACACGAGCUGCCUUGUGCCGAUGUCUCUCCACAGGAGAGCACCCUUCUCUGCACCAGCUCGUCUCUGCCAUCCAUGACGGGCAGCUCUGCGCCGUUCCGCGUGGGGCUCCGUGAGAAUGGCGCAUUACUGAUGACGACGUCUUUGACCUUGACGGUGUAUCAGCCGUCUGCUGCGCCUGACGUGCUGCCGACAGUAGCACGCCACCCUCAGGCACCUGCUGGCCCGAUCGACGUGACAACAGUCUCCACAUCGAAGCUGCAGCUUGCGAGCCAUCUGUCGCCCUCUCUUUCAACGCUUCAAUGCCGGUUCGAGCUGAGAAACUCGCACGAGGCACUGCGUCUUCGGUCUCCCCUGCAGUCUCUGAGCUCUGUGCCUGGCCAAGGGUACACAGCGACGUGCUAUCAGCCUCAGAAUGGGACACGUGAAGCUGCCGCGCAGCUCACUCUCGUGGACCCAUCUACUCCAAGCUAUGCUAAUGCUCUGAGGAUGAGUGAAAGCCUCUCGGUGCCGGCCAGCCCGUCUCUCGCUUCCCUGCUCGACGUGCAGCCGCGGAGCAUUGUGGAGUCUGUCUCGACCGAGAUUCUGCUCACCUUCAGCCCCAUUGCCUCUUCUCUUCCUAUCGCCUGCCGGCUCUUCCCAAGCGGCAGCGACGUCUUUCUCACUGGCAGCGGGCCGCAGAUGGGGUGUCUGGUCACCAUGACGCUUCCAGGCACGUACUCUCUGCAGCUGCAGUACUCAUUCGCCCCUUCCCUGACCGCAUGGGUCGACACGGGUUAUGACAUUCGGGCGCUCGCACGAGUGCAGCCGACGGGCAUCUUCCCAGAGCAGAUAUGGCUUGAGGAAGAGGCCAGUGAAAGCGCCAGCACGGUGACAGUGCUCGUCAAGGGCAGUGGCUUCGGUGUCGUGAAUGAUGUCGAGUGUGCGCUCUUUGGCGGCACUGGGCAGACGGUGACGUCCGACACGGCAACAGUGGCGAGCGACACUGUGCUUCUAUGCAGCUUUGCAACCAGCGGCCUUCGCAGCCUGGUACAGCACACGAGCGGAGACACCGUCGUCGAGCUGAGGGUCAGGACGUCAGACGGCAUCACCGUCUUCCCCUUGCCUGUCGAUGGGUCCAGCCAACUCCUGCUCACCCUCGUCACCGCCCUCGUCACUACCUUUGCCACGCACGAAGACGCGCCGACUCUCGGGCGACAGCUCAACCUCAGCGGCCUCACCUUCCCGGGCUCAUUGGUCGACCAGGCCUUCGUAGACAAUCAGCUGACACAGGACAGCGGUUGGGGCUGCGACUACCGCACAGGAGCUCUCCACAUGAGUCUCGCUGCAGCCAGGAUUAACACAACACAGCUGUCGUGUCUCGUCCCCUCAUCCAUCGCCUCCAUCGGAGGGGCGGUCGACCAUCUUGCUGCGGGCUAUCCGCCGGCUGCUGUCCAGUCAGCCGUCGAGACACCAGUGGAUGUCGGCGCCACAUUUCAUCGCCUGAUGCCGGGACUGAGGUCCUCGCCGACACCAAGCACCCCAGCCAUCGUUGCCGGAUCUGUCUCAGUGCUCGUCAAGACAAGGCAAUUGAUCGCGUCAGCUGGGACAUACCUGGCAUCACUCUAUGCUUCGGUGAGCUUCACGAUCGACCGCGUGUCGCCCGAUACUGUGUGGGAGGGGGUUUCUGUCCGAGUCAUGAUCGAUGGGACGUUUUCAAGCGGCAUCUUUCCCUCCAGCCUGCACUGCAACUUCCAGUACACGCUGACCUCUGGAGCUGCCGGACAAAACACCGUUCCUGUGGUGCAAGUGUCGACCAACACGCUUGUUUGUGAGGCGGCGACGUUUCAAGCCGUAGAUGCGCAAGGGAUCUCUGUGGGGCUUCAGCGCUCCCCUUCUGUCAACGAAGUGCCAUUGGCUGUGAGCCCCAACAAGCUAUCCGUCCUGCCAGUGCCAAUUGCUACAGCCAUGGCGCCGUCAAGUGUGUGGAGCCUGAUGCCGCUGCCGUAUUUCAUCCAGGCUGCUGGUGUGCCGGUGUCGCCUCACGUGACGGCUGAGUGCCGCUGGGCAGUCAUGGCACUGACGACAGACGCCAAAGCGAAGGCAAUGCAGGUUGGCGAUGUGGUGGCGACCUUCGCGACGAUCGACUCAAGCACUCAGCUCAGCUGUUGGAGCCCGCGAUUUGACGAUCUUUCGGCUGCAUCGGUGGGUCUCUCCGUCUCGUUUGUCUAUGCGGACAUGACUCUUGCCGCCACACACAUACCUAUUGCGAGCAACGCCACAACGAUCACCGUCGCCAGCAGCAUCCCUGUCGUGUCAUCGGGCAGACACCUGCCCCUGCAGCUGAGCCACAACGUUGCGACAAUCCCUGCCUCUGGCCUGGUCGCUUCCCUCCCCUCCACAGUGCACAUCAAGUCUACGGCCAGCCUCUUCUCUGUCCUCGACCACACGAGCUUCCACUGUGUGUUCGAUAAGGUCUUCAACGGCAAUGCGGCCACCACAGCGGCACUUGCACUGUCUGCCGACACACUCGUGUGCACAAUGCCGCCGUCGAACGAGGCCCGGCUGACGGAGCUGCGUCUCGAGACCAAGCACGGAGCUCUGGUGCAAGUGUGGGAGUUCCGCUACAUCGCCGAUUUGCAAGGGGAGUGGUUCACCCACGGCGAGAGCAUGCAGGGCCUGUCUCUACAAACAGCUGACUUUGUCCUCGACGGCGACCUGAAGAGCAGCUUGGAAGGCCUUGCGCCAACAUGCCAAAUCGAUGUAUACGACAAGGCCGCCCCGUCACAACCGUGCGGCCCUCCACAAAGCAGUGCCGCGUGUCAAGCGACGGUUACACAGGACGGGGUUCUCCAGUGUGCGUUUCAGCCACCCCUGGCCGACACGACGUGCAACCGCAACACGGCUGGAGUGCGGCUCUCCAUCUUGUGUGACGACCAGCAUGUCUGUGCUGACACGGCGCUUGAGUUCUCAUCUACUGUGGUUACGAGCGAUGCUGGCCUGGCCAGGACGGUCAUUCCCAUCUGGAGAGAUGCUCCUGUGGAGCUGGCCUUGUUGGCUGCAAGCGAAGAUCAGCUGGCGGACUUGUCGUCCUUCCCGUCCCCGCUUGCAUGCCACCUUCACACGGUUCACACGGAGACGACAUGGCAGUCCACACAGGGGUCGGUCACAUUGAGCCCGUCCGGCUCCUCGUCCGCGUCACCAGUCACUGCUGCAGCCACUCUCUGUCGGUUGCCGCACGCCAGAGACACGGCUGGCCUUGCUGUGCAGCAGCUAGACGUGAGUGUGGCGGGCGUCUCCACGCCUGUCACCCGAGCGCUCUUGAGCAUACACACAGCCCCUGGACACCUGACAGUGAGCCCGUCUUUUGGAGCGAUGGCAGGGAGCGACGCCGUGCGUCUCGAGUUCACGUCCGACUGGGAUUUUGCUACCAUUUCUACUGCCCUUGAUAGCUUCUAUUGUCUUUUCAUCGAUCAGUAUAGCGGUGCGAGAAUUGAAGUCCCUGUGAUCGACAUCGUUGACUCGACGCUCACCUGCCAGAGCCCCCUGCACGUCGAGAGCACCCGACGGUCUCUGGUGGGGGGUGGCUGGACAUCGUCGAGACAGCUGGAGGUCCGACUUAUGCUCAAGAAGACAUUUCCUCUCACCAAUCCACCGGACUCACAGCUCAGCGUCGUGUCCACGUCUCUUUCCUAUGGUCUCUUCACUUUCGUCGAUCCUCGGUGGACUGCGGUCAUGAUUUCCGCCCCGUUUUCCACCACUGGAGUCGUCAGUGACGGCCUCACGCCGUUGCGUAACCUCUCACCGAGCAGCGCGCUUCUGAUUUCCUCGAUGGGGAGCGGGGCAUUGCCGCCCCUGGAGCUGACUGUCGACAGCGCUUUUCAAUUGUCGCGGACAGACAUGUCGUGCCGCUUUGUGGAUUUCACGGAGUACGUCAAGGGGACACAGCCAUCGGGUAUCCCUCUCGGAGACACACAAGCGACGGUCACCAGCAGUAGCCGACCCUCGAAGGUGACCUGCCCUCUCCCAACCAUCCCUGUGAUUGGAACUUAUGAAGAUCGCUUCCUUUCUCUGUCACUCGAGUCGUCCUGGACAGCGGCACCCUACAAUGACGAGUACCUGGCUGUCAUUUCUAAGACGACGCACUUGCUUACACAGAGCACGUCAACGGAGCGAAUCGACGCCACACACAUCGCCGUGUCUUCCGUCUUCACCUCUCAAAAUAACGAACUUGUCAUUCCCGCAACGGUGCUACCGAGGUGCGCUCUGCUAAGCGACACGGCGUCGAUCGCCCCCUCUGUGUCAUCGGCCGCUGUCUCGAACUACCGCGGCAUUGCGUGCAAGUGGGCAAGUGUGGCAGCGGGGUCGUCUCCUGUCCACGCUGCGGCUGGCGGCAGCCUCAAUCGGGGCUCCUUCGUCUUCGAUCCCCGUGAGGUGGACCUGUCCAUGGCUGGUUCGGCAGUCACGGUGUCUCAGCUGCCACCCGACCAGGAUCCGGCGUCACUGACCGGCGAUGGCGCUGCACAGCCUCUGAUUGCGGGGAAGACAUCUUGUUUCAGGAUGCUGUAUCCUCAGGAGCUUUCGAUCCAGUCCGCUCAGCUGACACUAUCUUUGCUGUUGGAGACAGCCUUCACCUCCCCCGCAGCCCAGUUCUCAUCCACUGCUGUCACUCUCUCAGAGCCCUGUCAAGUGGGGACCGCCACCCAGAGUCCCAGUCAGCUGCUCAGCGGGAAAAGGCAGAUACUGCUGUGCUGUGCUGUGCCUGCAACACCGCCAUUCAUAGCCGGGCUGGCUUACAUCGAGCUGGCUGCACCUGCCCUGCAAAGCGCCACUAUCUUGCUCGACAUUCAGUCCAGCACAAGCAGUGUGACUCUCGAAGCUCCGCUGAGCCCUCUCCCCUUCUACCAAACCGCUGUCGAGGCGUCGGUUGCCCAUGAUUUGGUUAUCGCCAGCGGCACUUUAGCGAGCCAGAGUGUCGCGGUGCCUGUAGACGGGGCGACCAUUGGUGAUGAGGUGGCGUGUGUGUGGUACUUUGAGCAGCAGAGCGAGCCGGCAAUCACACUGGGAAAUGUGCAGACAAGCGGGAUCCUCACCUGUCCAUCGCCAGAGGUGCCGUCAUCUCUCAGGACAGGCAGGCUCUUCACCGGUCGAGCGGUCAGCCACCUGGCUGUCAAGGCGCUCGUGGAUGACCUGAGUCGCAGUGAGACGGUCCAGUCCACAAGCACAUCGGUCGUCAUUCAUUCUGCUGGUGGCACCCCCUUCGUCGCCGUGCAGCUCUCGACCAUCGCCUGGGUCGGCCCCAACUUGUGCCGUGUCCGAGCAAGGGACCUUCAUGUCUCUAUCGAAGCGUUGCGGUUCACCUUGUCGGACUCCAGCGACCGUGCUCGAGUGCAGAGUGACAUCACCAGCAGCCUUGAGUGCGUGUUCAGACGCAAGAAGGGUGUCAACAGCGGCACGAGUCCAGCUGCGGUGCGGACAUUGGCUCGCUUGUACGGCAAGGCAGGGAUGGUGGAGUGUGGGUGUCCCGACGGGCAGCACUUCGCCUCCGACGCAUUGCCAUCUGGAUCAUCCCUGCUGACUUUGGAGGUCGACAUGAACGGUAAGGCACACACGAGAGUUCAUGUCUCUGCACGAUCAAUGUAUAUGUGUUGUGUCUGCAGGGAUCAUUGUGAGUGAGCAGGCCGACGUUGAGAUGCAGAUGACACCCGAGGCUGCAUGGCAAUUGGCCACGCCAGUCCCAUGGCCGGCGUCCUCUCCAUCACGACCGACGGUGGCAAUCUUCGACGGUCUGCACACGAUUUACGUGUCCAAGGACGACGCCCCCUCUCCUUCGCUAACCAACACCUUCACAGCCUCUCUCUGCUUUAUCAACGGCGGCCAGGGAUACCUCACAGAGAGCCCCUUGUCUUCACAGCACCUGGUGUGCUACAUUCCCCCUCUCCCUGCCCCUGCGUCGCCCUCCUCGCCCCUCGCUCUCCUGGUCGGUGACUCGGGCAUGGCUGCAUGGGAGGAAUACCCCAUUUUGGACAGAGAUGAUAGCACCUCCGCGCUGCACAUUCAGCAUGAGACGCUACCUACCAUUGUAUCGGUCAACCCUGCUUUCAUCCGAGCGUCUUCGUCCGCCGGCAGCGGGACAAAUGUCCGUGUCUCGGGUACCAACUUCUUCGAGACGUGUCGGUGCAUCAUUGGCACCCCUCGGACAGGCACAGGAGGUGCUCGCUAUACCGCUGCUGAUGUGCUCUUUGCGUCGAGCGGCAUCACGUCAGGGCUGGACAUCCAGCCCGCAACAGAAUCUGUCUUUGUCGGCGCUACCACAAUCGACUGUCUGAUCAGCCCCUGGACAGAGGCCAUCAGUGAGGUCUACCUGGCUGUCGAGUGCACAAAGGAGUCCCUCACUUCCCUGCAGAACCAGAUUGUGGCAUCCAGCCUGGUCAGGCUCGCCGUCGUGCCUUUCGACAUCGCUUUGUUGGCGCGCUCUUCAGUCCUGGUUGGGCCACAGACGCCUGUAACGAUCGAGGGGAAGGGCUUCCUGCAAACGGGUCUGCUGAGCUCCCUCGGUUCAUCGACGGCUUAUGAGAUGAAUGUGGUGUCUCUGAUGGAAGGGUUGGUGCAUCCCUUGCUGGACUUUACUUCGGUCCCGAUGGACACACUUGCUCAGGUAAGUUACAGACAGGCAGCUACAGGCUGAUUGAUAUCUGCGAUAUAUAUGCUGUCUCGUGUGCAGGGCCUGGCGCCAGCACGGCUGUCCGUUGCCAGCUCACUCAGCGUGGCCCUACAGCUGCAAGAAGGAGCCACCACCCGCCAGGUCUCCAUCACCGACACAAAGACCCUCUCACUGACAUCGCUGCCUGUUCUCCAAGACGCCCACAUGCUAACGUCCUUCUCUCGCCUCGCUGUGGCAAUGCACUUUGACAUCGACAUAGUCAAGGACAACCUUCGGUGCUACGUGGGUGAUCGCGUGACCGCUCUGUCCGCGACAUCUCACCUGUGGUUCGAGAGCAAAGCGCCUUUGCUGGACCACAGCCGGAGCGUCAUCUGUGACGUGGCGUCGACCCGCAUGGCUUUCUCCGCCGCUGAGCCCAACUCCCUCACUUCGACGCUCCGCUCGCUCUUCGUCUUCGAUGCGCUUUAUCGCCACGCAUACAGGUCGUUCCAUUUCAACACCAUAUCGAGGCCGCAGCCUCACAUUACAUCCUUCGCGCCGCGGACGCUGCCCUUCGAUGCCACGACCGUCGACUCGGGCAUAUUUAUCGACGUAUAUGGCUAUGCAUUCCCGACGGACUCGCUUCCUGACCGCCCACUCGACUGUUAUGUCCAUUUUGGCGACCGCCAGGCCCGACAGACAGCCGUCCUGAGCGACACGCACAUUCGUGUGACGCCGCCGUUGAUGACGGCUGCAGUCAGCCUGCCGAUAGAGCUGCGAUGCACUCAGUCUGUGAGCCCCGCAGCCCCAGUGCCCCUGAGCCACAUGCCAGUGUGGCAAUCGGUGGCGGUUGCAUCCUCCUUGUCGAUUGGCGGAGGGUCGUAUUUCACCUUCACGUCUCUUCCGGUGAUCGAGGAGGUGGCGCCCCGGCAGUUCUCGUCCCUGGACGCCCCCCUCCUGACUGUCCAUGCUACGGGUCUGUCUCGCACAGAGAAGGCCUUCUGUCUCAUAGGCUCCACGGCUGUGGCUGCCGAGGUCCUGACGUCGAACUUCCUGCGGUGUCGAUGCCCCGUCUUGCAAGAUGGAGAGACAGAUGUGCAGAUCGCCAUCUCGGUCGAUGGGGUGUGGUUCUCGCCACCCUGGACGCAAUUAUUGAGGAUACAGCAGCGGGUGCGCUUGGUCGAUGUCACGCCGUCGACCGUCCUGACAUCCGGAGGGACAACUCUUGUAGCCACGGGGUACAACUUCCAUAUCUCUCCGACAUACGGCGUGUUCGAUAGCGGGCCGUCUGUCGAGUGUCGGCUUGGCAAUGAGGUGAUGGUGCGGGCGAUUGCCGCCACAUCAACUGAGGUGACAUGUAGCAUCCCGCCCCUUCCCCAUGUGGAGAAGGAGAUUGUUGACGCUGGCACAACCUCGACAACUCUCCCAUUCACGCUGGUGUGGGACACCCAGGGCCUGCUGACGCCGGAGACAUCUGCCAGCCUGACCGUCACUGCCCGCCUACCCCCCGCCUUCUAUCUCGUGUCUCCUGCGGUCGUCUUGCCACCCGGUGGCGCCACAAUCACCCUCAAUGGAGUCGGUCUGGAUGUGGCGUCGAAUGCAAGGUGCGUCUUCAUGGGUGCCACGAGCACUACGGUCGGCAGCAUUUCGUCUACAGCGGUCAGCUGCCCCGUGCCAGCGUUGAGCAGUCUGCAGCUUGGGCCGUCGUCCACAUCACCGCCCGUCGACACGAUGAUUCAGGUGGCCUACGAGGACAGCAGUGGCAACAUAGUGGUGACGAUCGAUACCGGGCUGAUGAUCCGAUACGUGGAGCCCCCGAUGCUCAACACUACUCUCCCAGCCACCAUGUGGGUGGGGCAAUCUCUCUUCGUCAAGGGCGACGGCUUCCUCACCUCCCCCUACGUCAUGCAAUGCAAGCUGGACGCCGUCAGCUUUGACCCGCCAUCAGCUGCCCCACUGCCCUCCUACACCGAGACGGCUAAAGUCCACUCAGACAGCCUGCUCGAGUGUCCGGUGAACGCAGGCCUCACUGAUGAAUACAUCCAAGUCAGCGUAUCCCUCAACGGCCAGGAGUGGACGCCCGUGGGAACAAUCGUCGCGCCAGGGGACGCGCAGAGGCUCGUCAGCCCUGCCACCGGGAUAUCGGCCCUUACACCUGCAGUGCUGCCCACCGGCAGCUUCGGCAAGGUGACGUUCAGUAUCACCUCGACGUGGAGCGAGGUGCAUGUGGCGGACAAUCUCCUCUGCGUGGCCGCCGAUGUGGAUUCCCCUCUGACGAAUGCAGUCAAGAUCGCCGUGCCCGUCGCUGUCGAGAGCUCUGUGGUCGAGACCACCGGUGUGACGAGCCUCGUGGCCUCUUGCAUCUUCCCCCCUGUAGCCUCGAGCAACUACACCGUGGACCUCAUUAGCGCCGCUCGGAAUUGGGGCACUGCAAACGAUCAGCCCACUCUGCUGUCCCUGACGGUUGCCAGUGCUGGUGUCUCUACAGCAGCUGCUGUACCACUGGAGGUCAUUGAGACACAGCCAGAUCUCUUGGUGAGAAGCGUCAGUCCCUAUUUUGGAUUCGCCGACACGAUGACUGAGGUGCUGGUCAGCGGCCUGUCCUCCAUCGAUCUCAUUACCGCCUGUGCCUUCGGCUCGCCUUCCACUACAUCACCACUUUCCUUCGACCCCGCCAUCCAGUCGCCAGCUGAGGUGGAGUUUCUCUCCAAUGGGACAAUCAACUGCACGGCAGUGGCUCAGCCCUUCCGUGACCCGCCCAUCGACAGGCCCCUCUACGGAGGAGUGCAGCCUGUGUAUGUGCAGUACAGCAACCUCCACUGGGUCGACACGGGCACCGCCUUCCUGUACCUCCCCAAUCUGGUGGUCGAGUCCGUGCGGCCUUAUGCGGGCAAGAAUGUGGGAGGCGAUGACAUCACCGUCAAGACCAGUCCUCCCGACGAACUGGCUUCUCUCGGCUUCCCGCCGUGCACGGUCGACAGCUGUCGGUGUCUCUUCACCUCUCUGGACAACUUGACUGUGGUGGAGGUGGUGGGCACGUGGAACGCAAUCGAUGGGAGCAUCACUUGUGUGACGCCCGAUGUCUCUGGAAGCGGCUUUACAGGUGAGCCAGGAUCACCUGUGCUGUCGAUUGUCGUGCCAUCAUUUCCUGUGUGUGUACAUGUUUGCAGGUCCGAUGAGGGUGUCGGCGUCUGUGGCCGGCGGCCUUGUGUGGAGCCGAUCCGAUGCUCUGUUCGAAUUCUAUGACACGCUGGGCUUCACUGGUGUGGCUCCGGACCUGACCAACGCCCUCGGAGGGACAGUCGUCACUAUCACAGGCAGCAUCCCACUCAUCACAGACGGUACGCAUCCUGCCACUGCACGCGCACGCUCAUAUGCACCGCCGUCUCACUCUCAUGCAGGCGCAGUCUACUGCCGUUGGUAUGCGACAUCUCCCGAUAUCAACCAGCCCUAUGACGUCGCAGCCAUCAACAUCAGCGCCACCGAGGUGCUCUGCCUAGUGCCGUCACGAUACCGAUUCUUCAACUUCGUCCCAGUACCAGUGGGCGCUCACCUGCUGCUCAAUGUCUCGGUGUCUGGGGAGCCCUUCGUGUGGGAGGAAGUGUCGCCGCCACUGGCGCAGCUCGAGCAGCAUGAGACGCCGUCACGCGCCGACGCAUCCCUUCUUGUCACGCCACCGAAGAGCUUCAAAGAGGGAGGCGCCACCAUCGAUAUCACCGGCACAGACAUGAGGACCGACUUCCCGUCGCUGGCUCGCUGCCGCUUCCACCUGAUGGAAAACGGCGUGUCAAGGUAUGAGCUGGCCGUCAACGCCACGCCAGUCAGCACAAGUGUCGUCCAGUGUGUCGUGCCGGCCCUGACUGACAUCAGCCUGACCCUGGCGCCGCCACAGAGCAUCCAGGUGGACCUCUCUUUCGAUGGGGGCGCAACCUUCUCAGCGCUGCACGGCCUCAUCAAGUACGAGCCCGACUCAGCCUUCACCCGCAACAUCACCAAUGACGAUGGGACGGUGACCAGCCAGACGCCCAUCGGCCUUAUCGGGUCGGGCAUGAUCCUCAGCGAGCAGCUGUCGUGCCGCUACACCCGGUAUGACCCCCUGCCCGAGACGGUGUACCCCCCUGUGCUGGCGGAGUGGCAGAGUCCCGACGAGAUGCGGUGCGGCCUGAUUACUGUCACGGAGGGUUUCCAUCGGGUGGAGUACUCCAUCGAUGGGCAGAUCUUCAAAGACACGGGGCUCGUCUACACGGUCUAUUCGACGCCUACGUUGGUCACCAUCGAUCCGCAGAGAGGGCCCUACACGGGAGGCACCAUCGUCAGCAUCAUAGGCAGCGACUUUGUGGCAACCCCGCGGCUGUCCUGCGCUUUCAACGACACGAUUGUCCUCGUGUAUAACUUCAUCAGCUCGAGCGAGAUCCAAUGCGUCUCUCCGCCUGCCCAACAGCCCGGCCUGGUCCUUGUAAAGGUUUCUCUUAACGGCAUCGACUUCUUCGGCAACUUCACAUUCGAGUAUCUGCCUCUGUACAACGCGACAAGUGUCAGUCCAUGGCACGCUUGGAGCUGGAAUGACCAAGUGAGCAACCCACGGACACCCUCCUUGCGAGCUAUGUCAAUGUCUGAUCAUGUGUUCCUCUCUCUGUUUGUCAGGGUUUCUUGGUGCUGGAGGGAGACGGCCUUGUGGAUCCAAUGUCGUGUCAGUUUGGAGACCUGCCGUCAGAGGUGGCGCCUCACGUGUGGCCGUCCAACAGCUCGAUGGCAUGUGUCUCGCCAAUCCUGCCCCUGCCAAAGCGGCCUAGCCCCGACAUGUGGGACCGUGCAGAAGACCACUUUCUCACCUUCGUUGAGGUGAGCAAGGAUCAUUUCCUUGUGAUGUGACGCGAUGGGCCAUCUUGUUCUCUCUUCAGGUGUCUCCCAACGAUCAGGACUUCAGUCGGCUUCGACGGCAGUUCCUUUGGUAUGAGCCUCCCAUGGCCACCCACAGCUCACCCGGGGCCUUCCUAUCAGACAGGCCGAUCAGCACAGACUUCUACGUCUUUGGGCAGUACUUCCGCCGUCUGCUGAGCGAGAGCUUCCUCUGCAAGAUGGUCGUCUCAUGGAUGAACGAGACACAGGCCGAGAUGGAGCUGCAGGCCGCUGCUGACGAUCCCAAUCUCACCGCCGCCAUCCAGGAGCGCCUCGACAGCCACUGCAACAAUCUGACCUUCCUGGCAGCCAACGACCCAGGAUUCAGCAUCGGCAACUACACCGAGGGCGCCAACAAGAGCUCGUACCUCUCGCCGAACGUCCUGCGCUGCCAGAUACGCAUCGACACGGCGUUUGUGCCUCUUGUGCCCGACGUGUGUCCAGGGAAGCAUCGCCUCCCGUAUGCACUUGAGGUCGCACGGACGCCCGAGAUGUGGUCGGGGGCGGCCACAUCGAGCAACAAUGUGUCGACGGGGACCGCCGAUAUAUGGAAGCCGCCGAUCAGCCCCGAUGACACAUCGCCGCCGGAGGUCCCGUGGGACAAGACACAUGCAUUGGGCGGUGGCUACCCAAGGCUGGGCAGCCCCUCUGUGUCGUUCGCUGUGCAGCUGAGAGAACCCAUUCCAAAGACGCAGGUGAGAGAAAAAAGAGGGGGAAGGAGCCGGCCAUCGGGUUUCACAUACAUUUUGUUUGCAUUAUAUUCAGCUGCACAUCCUGGUCGGGGACAAUUUGGUAGAAGAGCUGGUCCCGGCCGACGCAUGGACAUUCGACGGCGAGGAGACGUACCGCCCCGACCCAGCAACCUUCAACGCGUCAAACGCCACCUUUCCCUUUCCAGCGGUCAUGCUGCCCGGUAUCGUCACCAUCACCGUUAUCAACCUGCCGCCGUUCACAUCGGUUCCGUCUGGAGGUCAGUUUGAGGCCAUCCGGGUGGCCUUUGGGGACGAUCGGGUGGCGUGGUACAACGUGGCCAGAGUUAGGUACAACCCUAUACCGAAGGACACGUACUAUCGUGUGGGUUGGCACAUGACGGAAGGGGUGCAGCCGUGCCCGACGGGCCACUACUGCCCUGGCGAUGUGAUCAGCGCACUGCCGCAGGAGAUCGCCGCGACGCACAGCGUGCCAUGCCCACCUGGCACCUACCACAUCGAAUUCGUCAACGGGACGAUCGUGUGCUCGCCAUGUCCGCAGGGGACAUACUGCCCCUUGCCUGCCGAAGGCAUGCCUCAUAAGUAUGUCCAUCCAUCCAUCCAUCUAUCUACUUUCAGACGGCACACUGCAGUCAAAUAUGUCUCUCUCUCCGUUUCCUUUUGGGUGAGCAGGUGUCCUGGUGGCUAUGUGUGCGACGGCACCGGGGGCCUUGACGCUCUAUUGCCUCUCUGUCCGGCCGGCAAGCUCUGCUACCGGGAGAUUGCGACAAUCGGGGAGGAGAUCACCACCCUUACCCCACCCCAAUACAGGCGGCUUUCGGAUGAGAUGCCUCUGGAGAGUGAGGACAAUUCCUAUUUUGACGACAUUGACGCAGAAACGCGAGACCUUGCGAGUGGGCUGCCCCUCAUCAGCCUCUUGGUCUCGAACGUGUCGGAUUGCCCUGCCGGAUGGUAAUUAGCAAAUGGGAUUCCUUCGUCACACGCAUAUGCCUCUCCCUCUUGGCGGUGUGGCUGUGUGCGUGUGUAGGUACUGCCCGGCGGGAUCGACCAUUGACCAGGUAAGGCAGCUAGCUCCACAUGGCAAGACAGAAGGCCGUGUCAUGUCUCUGUCUCUCAGUAUGAUUACACGUGGGAGCCGACCGGUCCGUCCCCAAUGACCAAGUGUGCCAUCCCGGGCAUCGUUUGCCCCGAGGGAACGAGCAUCCCAUGGGGAACCGAUGUCAAAGUACGCCGGACGUCAAUCGUCACCUGUAGGCUCUUCCACCCCCGCUGUCUUGGCAUUGUAGGUGCCGGCGGGUUACUACAUCUCGCCUGAGCACGACGAGACUAUCGAAUGUCCGCCAGGAUUUGCAUGCCCCGAAUAUGGCUCGAAUCCUCUUGCAUGCCCUCCUGGCCAGUACCAACUCUCGCAGGUCCGUCGCAAAAUGAUGACGGCCGUGUCUCUCUGAGUUACUCUUGGGUACCUUCCGCACACGCAGGGUGCUGCCGAGUGUGCCACAUGCACAGCAGGGACCAUGUGUUCGGACUACGGCGGAUCGCAUCCCGAGAUGUGCCCCCAGGGGUUUGUGUGCGCCCUCCCCGGCCGUCACGGCCCCACAUACCUCUGUCCGGCAGGAUCCUACUGUGACGAAGGCACGUUCACACUCAACAGCUGGGUGGGUCAAAGGACUCACAGACACAUACGGGAAGCCACCAGCAGUGGCGUGGCGUUUCUGUGUGUCACCAGAGCAACGAGACGAAUGCGCCCCAGGUGUGUCCGAGGGGCACCUACUGCCUGCCAGGCACAAUCCCGUGCGACCUUGGCGUGUGGGGCGUCAACUGCCCCAAGAAAUGCGUCGAAGGAAGCUUCUGUGGCACGGUCGGCACACCACAGGAACCGACGGAUAAAUCGCAGAAGAGCACUCUCUCUGUGUCUGUGUCUGUGUCUGUGCUUCAGAAUACGACCAACCCAGGUGGUUCGUUCCUCUGUCCGCCUGGGUGGUACUGCCCCCGGGGCUCCUACCUGCCCCUCCCCGCCCCCCCUGGCUUCUUCGUCUCGGAGUGGGGCGCGCAGUAUCCUGCCAAGUGCCCGCCAGGGAGCUACACCGACGAGUGGGCGUCGGUCAAGUGCCUCCUCUGUCCGGCUGGAUUCGAAUGCCCUCGUGACGGUAUGUAUGUCAACAGCGUCAGUCAGGCUGAGUGUUGUGUUUUCUACAUGUGUAUGCCGUCCCCUGCAGAGACGUUUGAGCCAUCCAUGUGCGGCCCGGGAUUGUUCCGUGCGCUGGGUGCGUCCAUCUUCUGCGACCCCUGUCCGCAGGGCACCUGGUCCAACCUGACCGCCCUCAAGAGCGCAGAAGAGUGCAAGAAAUGCGCAGCCAGAUACGCAUGCACUAUACUCGGUAGGCGGAUGACGCAGCCAAAACGGCGAUCCGAUCGUCUAGAAAUCUCUCUGUUGUAGGGAUGAUGGUGUUUGCGCCGAUUGAGGACCAGGACUGCAGCGACAACAUCUGCUACCAGUUGUCGCAGGGACUGGACUGCCCGGAGGGAUACGCGUGUGACGUCGCCACCACCUACUACACUCAGUUCGACCUCGAGUGCGCCGCGGGAUACGUCUGCGACUUCCGCACACACCCUGACGAAAUGUAUGACCUUCAGUGCCCUGCCGGUAGGUAUGCCAAGGGAGAGAGACGCGACACAAAAGCAGGCAAGCGACCCGAUGCCUGUCUCUCUGUCUGUGUGUCUCUCUGUUUUUAUGUGUCAGGAUACUACUGCCAGAAGGCCACAGGGGAGUCAACAAAGUUUGCCUUCCCCUGUCCCCCCAACUUCUUUUGCCCCGAGGGCACGGCUGCCAAGCAGCUGGCCGACGCCGCCAAUCGGCUGCUGUGGCUGGCCUACGCCACGCAGCAGCUGCGGCUGCUGCAGGUCGAGGAGGAGGACCGCUCUGCCGAGUUUGUGCUGUGGAACGUCAACGACUACCAGCAGGACUGGCAGCCUGACGACCCCGAGCUGUGCGACCUCUGCUGUCCCAUGGGCACUUUGUCCAAACCGGGGUCGUCCAGCCCCGAUGACUGCAUUCAACAGAAACUGGUCAGUGGGAGGCCGGUUGGGAGAACAAUGGACGAGAAUGCCGUGUCUUUGUCCCUAAUGCCCUGCUGGUCAGGUGAUUCGUAUAACGAAUAUCUAUGAGGACAGAUACAUACCUCUCGAUGACCCAAUCUGGAACGCCACGUAAACAAAACCAAUGGAUGCAGCCAUCUCUCUCCGUACGACCAUGUGUCUCGUGUGGGUGGGUGGAUGGAUAUAGGUCUGUGACGGAGCUGGGUGACGGCCCCGGGUUUCUGGGUUUCGACCCACUCAAUCAGCCUCAGGGCUGGUACUUUUUCCAGAGCUUCAGGCUGGAGGCCCUGGGUAUCGCCGACAUCGUCUUCGACUUCAAGAAGGCCUCCCUGGUUGUCCGCAACCUGGAUCACUACGCCAUUGUGAUCGCGUCCGAGUACACCACAUGGCAGGACGGCUAUGAGCUGCCACACUACAUGGAAACCGAGAAAGAACUCCAUCAUCGGUGCGGCAAGGCGUUCUCUUUCUGUUCGUUCGUUAGAUGCCCUCGUUGUUGUAAUAAUCUGCGCAUGGCAGGUUUGUGUUGCGGAUGCUUGGUUUGGCGACGAUGAACUUCAACGUGUCUCUGCACCUGUAUCACGGCUCCUACAUCGCCCACCUGCCGUCGUUCAACAAUACAGUGCAUGUGGAGACGAGCUACCCCUCACGAGCAGAGGUGGGCACGCGGAAGGUCUUCGCCGCGGUGCUCGAGAAGGAGGCCAUGAACGGAGGCGAGAGAGAACUCCCUUAUAACAUGGCCGGUGAGCGGAUGAGCCACAGGGCAAACCAGACACCAUGAUAUGUGUGUCCUGCAUGCGUCGAUACAGGUGACGACGAGACGGCAGUGAUAGACCUGCGUAGCACGUCUGAGGACAAGCCCAACGAGCCUGAGAAGAAGGACUUUCCCGACUCCAAGACCUUCUGGCAGAUCAAGAAGGUCGACACCGUCGCCAUGGCGUGGAUACCCUUCUUCUCUCACUGCCAGGGAUCAGACUCACGGUGAGAGACCGCACACAGCAGAAUGAUAGAGAGGAGACAUGACUGGCUCUCUUUCUCUUGGGCAGAAUCGUUCUGUGGGAGAUGAUGGAGACCACCUCUCUCGGUGCUUGUGACCUCCUGGAGCAGGGCGACAUCACGCCCGUGGACCCUUUCAAAGUCGGGUACGUAAGCUGAGCGCACUACCAACCACCAACAAACACACACCAAUCACCCCCUCCCUGUGUGUGCAGAUCCAGCGCAUCGGCCGACUCGUGCGAAUUGCAGCUCAAGUGCGAGUACGAGGAGCCCAUCGACGUCAGCAGCCCCCAGACGCGGUGGUUCGAGAUCCAGGAGGAGACGCCACUCUUCUACCUCACUCAGAACCCCGUCGGCUGGAGAGAGCUCAGCCAGGGCGACGACUACUUUGGGGAUCUCGUCGGCACUGACGAGCUCGUGGCCGUCAAUGUGAUCCCGGGCGAGGGGGCGCGGUCGGGAGCCGUGCCCAGGACUGUCACAUUCACUAUUGGCUACUAUCAGGUGCGAUCGAGAUGAUUGGAAAGCGAGUUGAUCGUGUCUUGUGGUGUGGUGUGGUGUGGGUUGGUAGGUGAGUCCAACGUUGAAGCGCAUCGUGGACGCUGAGCUGGCGCUGGAAAACUACGACACGACCGAUUUGACCAACAAGGCGUACGAGCUCAACAUUGUGGUGGAGCACUUGUCCUACUUCGACCUGUUCAACAAGUUCCAGUUCCCUAUCGAAUACUACAUUGUCAUCUACAUUAUCAUUGGUCGGUUCACACCCCAUGGUCCCUUCCCUCUCACAGAUUGGUCACGUCUUGGUGUGUGAAUGCAUGUGCUGAUGAAGGUUUCGGCGCUGUGGGUAUGGUGUUUGUGGCAUGGUUGAUCGUGCGGCUGAGCGGGCGGAUAUCGCGCAUUCCGUCCUUUGAGUGGUACGAGUGUUUUGGGUUCCUCCUGUACACGCCGAUGGAGGGGAUGCUGUGGGCGACCAUCCCGGUGUUCCUGAUCAUCCUCAUUAUGUGGGCCUUCUUCUCUGACGAAAUCGCAAACCCUCUCAGGAACAUCAACUGCACGUAUGGGCGGACGCGCCACACACUAUGUGGUGCAUCCAUCGUGUCUCUCUCUGUUGUGUGUGGUGUGGGUCAGUUGGAACGACAGCUAUCUGUCAGAGGACGAUAUGGAGACAUGUCGCAGAGGCCGGGUGGGUGCGGCAUUUUUCCUAGUCUCAAUUUUCACCAUGUGGCAGGGUAAGCCGCGAAAAGACCGGCCCGGCCGUUCUGCAUCGGUUUCCUCCCUGUGUGCAGGGGCUCGGCUGACGUGUCCUCGUCUGAGGGAUGUAGAAGAGAAGUAUCUCAAAGACAAAAACGAUGAACAGCUCUACAAUGAAGGCCUCCCCGCCGCAGCCAAGGACUCUCGCGUAAGCCGACCACAGCACAUAGAGGCAUCCCACAGACACAUACGUCUCUUGGGAUGUUGUGGAUGCAGGCGCUGAAGGACCUGCCCAUCCGCUGGAAGCGCAGUCACUUGUUGUUCGUGACGUUUUUCAUUUCCGUGCCGAUGAUGAUCAUCAUCGAGUUCAGCUACUCGGACUUCUUCGGCAACUACGCUCCCAUCAUCCUCGUGGUGUUCAAGCUGCUGCAGGUGUUUCUCGAGCGCAUUUUCGAGCUCUCGACGCGCGAGAUCCUCCUGGCCACGCCGCAGAUGGGGCUCGUGCUGCUGGUGGAGUUCGUCAUCACCAUGGGUGCUGACGACUUUGUGGAUUUCGUGACGUCGUACUUUAUCGAGCUGGCGAUGAUGAUCGGGGAGAAGGUGGCAAUCGCGUCGAUGGUGCGGUGGAUCGAGCUCAACUGGCGGCGUAUGCUAUACUGGAUACAGACGCGAUCCUUGUGGUGGCAAUACAGGUACACUGUACUUACUGCGUGAACUUGCAGCUGUCUCGCUGUGAUUGACUGACUGUGUCGUCGCACAAACACACCCACAGGUUGUUUUUCGCGAACCUCUUCUCGGGCACCAAGAAGAAGCGGGAGGACCUGACUUUCACUGCCGUCGACGAGAGCACCCGAGUGCUCGGGCGCAGUGCUGACGCGAUCGAGGGCGUGAUGGACCAGCACGUGGCUGCGGCUCAGGAGGCGAUAGGGCUCUACAUGACGCCGUUCGUGAUCGUGGUGAUAAUGAUGUUCCCGCAGGAGACCGAGAUGGCCGUCAACUACGGCAUCCGCGAGAACGAUUUGCUGUACUACCUGAUGUUUGCGAUAUUCAUCAUCCCGGCCAAAGUGAUGGUGGACACGCUGAUCUUGCACCUGAUGGAGAUGGCCCACGGCAUGAAGGUGUACGACUACAUGCACUACUGCAAGUGGCGCUUCCGCACCAGAAUCACCAGGUGGCUCUUUGACGACCCUCGCUUCGACUCUUCUGUCGCGGUGAGUGAGUGAAGCAGAUGCAGCAGAACAGCAUGGCUGAUUCUGAGUGGUGACUGGCUGGUCUCUGUUCGUGUCUCUGGUGUGUGCAGGAGAGCUACCAAUCGAUAAACCACCUGGCUUUCUCCAGUCAGUUUUACUUCAUUUCCGUUUACUUCACAUGGGGCCCGAUGCUGCUGCUCUUCGCCUACACCAUGCUCGUUAGAGCCGAGUACAAUCCCUUCGCUGACAUGGCCUUCCCCCUGCUGCUGCUCUUCUGCGGCCUGUGUGCACGCCUGACCAACAAGAUGGUCACGUGGUUCACUCAGAGGGCCCUGUGGCAAGUCAAGAAACAUACAUUCGAGCGCCUCUUUGCCGCACAAGUGCGGUCGACGCUGCACCAUCGAUCGCUGCAGAGGGCCACUGAGGUCAGCGAAACGAAAAAAGACGCCAGUCGACAUCACCAUGCGUGUGUCCGUUUCUCUGACUGGCACAGAAAUGGCGAAGGAACUUUGCCGAGCGUCAUCGUCCCUUCCUCAUCAAGGAGCUGUCGUCCAUCUACACCCCUCGAGCGAGAGACAGACACAGACAAAUGCUCAGCGAGGUCUACCAAGAGGUGUUCCGAAUGAAGGGCAGACAGCACACCUACUACACCGGCGCCGAGAUCACCAAGAAGAAGGCGCCCAAAAAGCCUUCCACCGCUAAGCGGCCCUCCGUUGACUUCACUGCGUCUCGGCGCGACAGCAGCCUCACAGACAUCAGAGAAAUCGAGCCAGAGCAGGUGCAGCCCGCAAUCAUGGAGGAGGAUCGCACGAUGGAGAAGAUCAGCAGCUGCACCAGGGCAGCAGGAAAGCUGUGGCUGGAAGCGGCCCGGCAGAAGGCGCACCUGCUGCUAGUGGCAGAGAGACACUUGGCCGACGAAGUGACCAGGAGAGCAGAGGAGCCACAGGAGUCGACACACUGCCAGCAGUGCGGCUGCCCUCCUGUGUGGGGCGACCAGCUUCUCCCUCUCCCAACUCGCGAGCCGUCAACGCUGCUGCCGCACUUUUAUAAGUUGCUUGAGGCCUCCCAGAUUAUCCAGAGCGGCUUGACAGCCGGCCGUCGGCGAUCGCGAGAGAUGGUGGAGGACAAGUGGCGGGGCUACCUCGACGACCACCAGAGAUGGCAGCCGCUGUGCAGAAGGUGUGCUCUCGAUAGGGGCCUCGGCUCGUACCUUCGUGUGGCACCCACAGCUUCGCCAUCAACGCCACCACCCCCAUGGACGUCGACCCCUGUCCCCCUUGCGGAAGCAAUGGCGUCGCCACCGGUCAAGAGACAUGUGUGGAGCGACGACAUUGAAAGCCCAGCUCCUCAGGACAAGCCCCCAGACAUGGGCGAAGGAGAAGGACUUGCAGAGGCAGCAGAGGAGGAGGAGGAGCCGCCCAUCACGCUGACAGUCGAUCAGGAGGAAGGGCCUCCCCCAGUGGCAGCAAGAGAGGAUGAGACAGAAGCCAUGGCCGACACUGAACCUGUCCAGCCUCCACAAGAGCCCCCCGAAUCAUCGUUCCGUCCACCCCUCCCACCCCCUGCCCCGCGACCACCACCAGAACCAGACAUACCUCGCCCUGUGCCGCCACUCCCGCCAGACAUAGAGGAGGAAGAAGCGCCGUUGUGGGCUGGGAGGAGUGUUGUUGUCUCUGCAGCGAGCCGGAGCAUGAUGCUUGAUUGGUUGGAGAUGGGCCGGAGACGAAGGCGGCAGAAUGCGACGCUGAGGAGGGGGCGGGAAGGGCGAUGAGGGGAGAAAGGCAGAGUCGGUCAGGGUUGGAUCAGAUCAGAUUCUGUCAUGAGAUGUCAUGUCGAUUGUGAGGGCAAGUGUCGGUUGUUGGCGGCUGUAUGCAGCGGUUGUAUGCAGCUAUUUUGUGCAGAACGCUGCUGUGAGUGUGAGUGUGUGUGGUGUACAGAUGCGAUGCGUGGUGUAGGUAGGCCGUCGAUGAGCCCUUUCAAUUGUCGAUAAGUGAUCAGAGAUCUAUCCAUGUGGAUGCGUGCGUGCC
Messenger RNA from Vitrella brassicaformis, 32209 nucleotides. The record is from the annotation of a GenBank genome assembly. NCBI's taxonomy places the organism in Eukaryota, Vitrellaceae.